Pyricularia grisea is the source of this 1227-nucleotide messenger RNA. RefSeq lists its product as uncharacterized. Gene Ontology annotation, molecular function: oxidoreductase activity. NCBI's taxonomy places the organism in Eukaryota, Fungi, Ascomycota, Sordariomycetes, Magnaporthales, Pyriculariaceae. The transcript has 3 exons. The record is from RefSeq and is a predicted model, not a curated record. The coding region runs from base 1 to 1227 and encodes 408 amino acids.
AUGCUUAUCGCCGUUGAAGGCGCCUCGGGUAAUGCAGACAGGGGCGAUUUGGCUAUCGUGGCCGACGAAACGGGCCUGAAGAUCGUAUUAACGGAUAGCAAGGGUGUAAAAAUAGCCCCUAUAGGACUUGCUAAUUCUCGUUAUGGCGAGUUCACGGUUAAUAUUCAAGAGUGGAACUCAAACGUAUUUGACGACUUCCCUGGCGACGAUUCGACAAAGGUCACCUUCCUCUUCCUUAACACGACCGACGGCGACCCCAAAAAGGCACCUGAGCCCUGGGUGCAAACAUUGCAACUCAAAGACAGAAAACAUGUCAAUCUCUACCCAAACCAACGAAAAAUGGAGGCGGAGCAGGGGAAGGUGGAGCUGAUCCAAAUCUUGGACACCAUCGCAAAAACCGCUACAGAAUGGAAGUUCCAGUUCCGACCCAAGACUUGUUUCGGAACAGGCAUCUGUCCGUUAAUUAAGAAGCAAACCACAGUAUACAAACGCUCCUGGAGCGCAGCUUCAUCCCAUGUGCGCAUCCUAGACGAAAGACUGUCUUCUAUACCAUGCUUUCCACUUGUUGACAAGCCGAAAAGCUUUAUCACGACGAAACGGAAACGAGGGCAGGUGUCCACCGAGGAGUGCACCGCCAAUGUACCUUGGUUUCACCAGGAAUACAUAUCUUUGGCGGCUAAAGGGGAGUUCCGCGUAUUCCUUACCCCAGGGAGCAGCUCGAAAGGAGUGGUCUUCCACUGGGUUCAUACUGCUGUUAACCGCGACAACCCAAAAGUGAAAGAUAUCGUUCUUGUUACCAAGCCAUCCGGAAACGACAGCGAAGAGUUCACGGGAAAUACUUUUAAAUUUGGCAUUACUGGCUACUUCCAAAUCCAAGCAUUCGGGCAGAUCCUUCCACAGAACGCGGGCGAGGAUAAUCCGGCCUCAAAUAAGUUAACCUCUUUCGACGGUAUUGCCUCGUUUAUAUAUCCAAAUGCCUCGGUCCUUUUGGACAUACUCGCUCACCCGUACUACACCGCGGUGGUUACCAAUAACGAAGCCAAAUUCAUCGACAAGAAAGCCCACAAUGGCGGUCAGGUGGCUGUAUACGUCGCCGAGAUAGUUCCUGUCGUCGGCUAUGGCAAAAACGAUAUUGCUGUGGCGGUGGACAUCUGGACAGGGGAUGAAGCCACCCGGGAAAAGUACCAGGCGCUAUUUGACGAGUACGACAAACGACAUUUUGGCUGA